Messenger RNA from Folsomia candida, 3516 nucleotides. Its product is annotated as lipase member H-like. The record is from RefSeq and is a predicted model, not a curated record. NCBI's taxonomy places the organism in Eukaryota, Metazoa, Arthropoda, Collembola, Entomobryomorpha, Isotomidae. Bases 2177 to 2602 code for a protein of 141 amino acids. The transcript has 5 exons. Gene Ontology annotation, molecular function: lipase activity.
ACACACAAUAUUUCUUCUACAUUUCUUACAUAAUCAAAAUGCAGAAAAAUAAUCAAAUUGAACACGUGUUCACAACAUAUGCAAAAUGCAUGCAACACGUGACCCACCCCCCGAUUGAGUGGGACAUCAAAAAAUCCAUGUUCAUAUUCCAUUCAAAAUCAAAAACUACUUUAUUCUGGUAUUUUCACUUAUUUCUCUUAUUUCUCACCAUGACAGGCACCUUGAUCCUGUUUCUGUCCGAAAUCUUCGGAUCAACCCCUGCCCCACAGACGUCCUUGCUGAUCAUGCACAUCACAAUCUCGUCCCUGUUUCUGCUACCAUUGGCAACAGUUAUUGCAGUUGUACUAUAUGGUGCGCAGUACACGGCGGGAAUUAAUUCACUCUACACAGAAUUAACAAAACUGCACGGAACUGCUGGUUCGUAACACGCGCCAAAAAUUUGAAUUCUUUAAAUCUUGUAUGCACUGUUAGAAAUUUGGUUUAGUCACGCAGGCAUUGAUUUCUCGGUAUUAAAGUUGCCACCGGUUGGUAUUAAAAUUGUACCGGUCCGGUACCGGUCUACCAAUAUGGUAAAGCUUUAAUACGGAGUAGUCACUACACCGUAUCACUUAUCAAUACCACCAGAGUCAUAUGUACAUGAAUACCGCUUGGUACUAUUUUAAUACUGGAUUUCUAAGAGUUUACAACUUAUGACUAAAUAGGUGCCCACAAAUCUCUCGCAUUGGAGGAAGCCGAUCUUUACUACAAGAUGGCGUCACCUCUAAUCGUCCUGACCCCUCUAUACCUUCCACCCUUAAUUCUUGCCGAUCUAUACUUACAGAUAUCCCCCCUCUUUUACAUUAUCGACACUGCAAAUUUUUCUCGCAAUACGCACAUAUUUAGUAAACUGAUCGCAUCAUACGUGACCAGUACAAUAUGGCUGGAAGGAUUCAGACUUGCAAUCCUUGGCACGACCGCAGGGCUCGUGAUGUGCAAAAUGCUGACUAAAAUGUUCAUAAUUCUGCUCGCUAAGAAAAAUCGGGGCAAUCUGUACCACCUAAUUUUACAGUAUAGACGCAUUUUCAUAAUUUUCGAAUACAUGAAACCAAUGGUGUCAUUUGUGGCGGCGAGUUUUUUAUUUGCCGGAUUAUGUAUUAUUGUCGGUUUUUGGUUCACGGCGAUAAGAUUGUACAAUAGUUUUCCGCUCUGGAUUUAUAUGAUGUUUCCGAGCGGAGUAUUGAUCCAAACCGCCGUGGCAAAUAUGGUCCUCGUCGUCACAAUUGAGGUGCAUGAGGGGUCGGAUGCUUUGAUAAGAAAGUGGGCCACGUGGAUAAGCUCGUUCCCAUCGGUGAAGGAGAGGAAGCUAAUGAAAAGAAUGGUAAGGUCGGUGAAAUUGGUUGAGUUAAGUGGUAGAAUAAAUGAUUUGAGAUUGUUUGAUUUUAGUAAAGGGAUUAAGAUUACGUAUUAUGAUAUUUUGUCCACGUAUACGAUUAAUUUAUUGUUAGGAGUACCUUACUAAAGAUUAAUCGUUGAAUAUGUAUUAAAAACUAAUUAGGGUAAAAUAAACGAAAUCCUGAAUGAGCGAAAAGGACAAAAAAUCAAUCAACAAAUCUGGAUUUAAAACCAGUUUGAAACUAAAUAAGUACUUAACUCAUAUUUAUUGACGCUUGAAUGACAGAUACCAAAAAUGAAACACAUUCACUUGAACACAUAUUUAUAAAAAAUGCAUACUAAACCGGUCGAAAUUCUACUUUAAAAAUGAUGAUCAUAUAUUGAAGCAUGACAUUGUAUUCGAAGUAGUUAGAAAUAUUAAGCAUGUAACUGUAUCUGUUCUACAUAAAUACUUAAAAAUUUUGAUAACAGGUUUAGACUCAAGUUUUUAUAUCAGUAAAAUACUGAUGCAAAACGACAUACAAAAGUGUGCCAUAAAAUUAAUGACACCACUUCAAUCAUUUGUCUCAAUCAUAAUCAUGAAGAUUCAAGUAAUUUUCAGUCUUAUUGCAAGUCUUCCAUUCUGUGCGAAUUUACUGCUUCCUUUUGCAAUCAGUUUCAACCCAAACGACAUAAAAUUCUAUUUAGUAAAAAGUACAAGUUAUAAAGAAGAAAUUAAUUACUCGGAUGAAUUAUCGUUACGUAACAGUUACAUUCACUCGGAGCGCAUCUAUCCGGUCGGAUAGGAACCGAAAUUCAAGAAAUUAUGGGGGGCAGAAAGUUACCACGAAUUACAGGACUCGAUCCGGCUGGACCUCUAUUUGAUUUCAACCCAGAAUGGAACAUUGACAAGAGUGAUGCAUACUUUGUCGAUAUUUAUCACUCAAACGCCGGCCUCGCCGGUGAUACCACGUUGAAUGGGCAUGUCGACUUUAUGUUAAAUGGCGGACAUGAACAACCUGGUUGUAACAUCAUAACGGACGUGUUGGCUUGUAGUCAUACUUUGGGUCUAUUUUUCUUUCCCGCUACUUUUCAAAAGGCAUACAUCGGAUGUCAAUGCUCUAGUCGUGAGUUGGACCCGACCAAUUUUCAGUUGUGUCUGGCACAGUGUCCGAAUCCGGUUUUUGCAGGAAUAUACACACCUCACACGACACGUGGCGAGUACCAAGUGGACUUCCCUAUAAAUAAUUAACCGACGAUGUGCAGCAUAUUGUACGUUGUACGUAUGCGUUUGUUUAUAAUGGUCGUAAACAGAAUAGAUGAAUUUUACUUUAUUUGGGUGAAGAUGACUGAAUGAAUCAUGAAUUGCUUUAUGCUGCAAUAUUUAAAUGAAUACAACACAAUUUUGACCCUUGUAUAAAUACCUACAUAUAUGCAUUUUUUGGUCAAUCAGGCAUUAGAACAUGAAAACCUUAGGCAUAAUCAUAUCAAACAGUCGAAGGGUUGCUUUGUUUUUUAACCAACUUUUGCAACUUUUGAGACCGUAUUAGGUGGCCUAGGCAAACUGGUAGUGAAAUGAAGCGCUGUAGCCCUAAUUUUUUUUUUACAGAUUUCUUGUUAAUUUUAAUUGAAAGCCAAUUAAUUUCUAAUUAGAAAAUAAUUUUUAUAUAAAAUUUCGAAAAUAAGUUUUCGAAAUUUCCUCCCCUACAUUAAUGCAAUGCUGAAGAAGUAGCCUCCAAUCUUCGAUCAAAGUGCGCACUGAAUCCGUGGACAAAUUGUUUCAUUUCGUGGUCAAAAUUUUCUUUAACGCUUCCACACUUAUGUAUAUAAGACAUAUAUAUAACACACCUUUGUCCCUAACUUUCACCAUAUUUCAUAAUCCUGGGAUUCGAGUCCACCAAGGAGAAUGGUCGAUCCGAAGUGGAGGUGAAGUCCGGAAUUUGUAUUUUAGCCACGCUUGGAUAAUUUUUUUGCACUAUGAUGCGGUAACUAUAGGUAGUUACAUAAAUAUGGCUAAAAAAUAAGUUAAGAUUCUUAUUUUUUGAAAAUAUCUAUCAACAUCAUGUUUAUAUAUUAUCUAUCUAUAUAUUGCGCAUAAAUGUUUUAAGAUGUAUGUAUAUCCAACUGAAUAAUUUUGAUAUUUAUAAUUUUUUACCUAUCAAAAAU